This is a messenger RNA of Athene cunicularia (burrowing owl), 1758 nucleotides long. It is a transcript of the gene FGF3, whose product is annotated as fibroblast growth factor 3. The record is from RefSeq and is a predicted model, not a curated record. The coding region runs from base 495 to 1082 and encodes 195 amino acids. Gene Ontology annotation, molecular function: fibroblast growth factor receptor binding; growth factor activity. Gene Ontology annotation, cellular component: cytoplasm. The transcript is spliced from 4 exons. Lineage: Eukaryota; Metazoa; Chordata; Aves; Strigiformes; Strigidae. Gene Ontology annotation, biological process: positive regulation of gene expression; regulation of cell migration; cell differentiation.
CACACGAGACUGAUACCUUUUGCCUCCUCUGCUUUGUAUCAAUUGGUCGCAGAUCAGGCUAUUGUUGCAGGAAGCUGCUUUUAUUUCUAUGCUCCGUCGAUCAACUAUUUUCCCCACAGUCUCUUGCCGAAAUUCAGUGGGUGUCUCCUCUCUCUCUUUCUCUCUCUCUCCGUCUGUCUCUCUGUCUCUCAUGCAUGCCGUCUGUCUAUCUGGAAACCCAAGGAGAAGGCUGAUCACGGCAGCUCCAUCUAACACAAACAGCUGGGACUCUUCGGUGGCCUUUGCUGAUGUCUAUUGAUUUAAGUAAAUCUGAGACAGAUAAAAGGGCCAGAUCGAGGCUGAUAAAAACUUGCCGAUGCUUCGCGGCUCGAAACAGUGUGUGCUCUGCAACUUUGGAGUGCUGCUAGCAAGACGGCUUUAAUGGGACCCCUGGUGUCAUUCGCUCCAAGCCUCCAUCUCCCCAGCAGACUAAGCGCUGCGGCCAUCAUGCCACAAUGGUCAUAAUUUGGAUCUUGUUCCUGAGUUUGUUGCAGGAGCCGUGGUCCCCGGGGCGGGCCACGGGGGUGCCCGGGGCCACCGGAGCCUCCCUGAGCGACCCCCGGCCGCGCCGGGAUCUAGUUAUAGCUGUGAAAUCAUACUCUGCAGGUAUUCUUGAAAUAACUGCUGUUGAUGUUGGAAUCGUUGCCAUCAAGGGCUUGUUCUCUGGCAGAUACCUGGCCAUGAACAAGAGGGGCAGACUUUAUGCAUCAGAAAAUUAUAACGCAGAGUGUGAGUUCGUGGAGAGGAUCCAUGAAUUGGGUUAUAACACCUACGCGUCCCGUCUCUACCGGACUGUACCCAGCAGAGCCGGCACCAAGCGCAAAGCCAGUGCAGAGAGACUCUGGUAUGUCUCAAUCAAUGGGAAAGGACGACCCAGAAGGGGCUUUAAAACUCGCAGGACACAGAAAUCGUCUCUCUUUCUGCCUAGAGUGUUGGAUAACAAAGACCAUGAAAUGGUCCGACUGUUCCACACAAAUGUGAAAUAUCGAGAGAGUCUCCUGAAGUCCCCAAGCAAGAACCAGCGAAGAAGGAGAGGACGCUGAUGGGGGUGGUGGGAGUUUGUGUGGGGGCUGGAAGUGACUGAGAGUCUUCAAAACACUACUAAAAAACUAACAGAUGUGAUGAUUGUAUGACAGGCAUUAACAAGGACAUUUUUUAUACACUGUAUAAUAUAACUGAAAGUCACAUCACUUACUUUUAGCUAUUGUAGAAUUAUUAUCUGUGGUAAAAGACAUGUGAGAUAAACCAAGGCACAUGCAAAUGUAAAUUAGUUGGAUGUAAUAAUUUUGUCAAUGACUGUCACAUUUCCUUUUUUAAAAAACAAAAAUUUCCAUUACUAGUAUUUUCAUUCUAAUUUGCCAUAGGUUAUUACCUCGGUGACUCUGUCCUCCCAGAGCAUAUCAAUAUUUUACACUUACCAAUUUUGUGUCCACAGAAAAGGUAUAGCACUUUCAUGGCUCUUUUGGCAGUUCCUCAUAAGAGGCUACAUUCCUAUUUUUAUGGAAUACAGGAGUUAGAAAACUGGUUUAUUUUUUAACUUACAUAUAUUUAUUUUUAUUUUAUGAUCUGCCAGUAUCAAUUAUACUUUUUCCAAGACUGUCCAAGAGAAGUAAAACUGUAAGCUACUUCAAAAAUUUAAAUGGUUCUACGCAUUACUAGAUUAUUCUUGAAUUUGUUUAAUUAAAAACCCAGGACUCCUGACCUUGUCAUUCAAAUAAA